Penicillium crustosum is the source of this 993-nucleotide messenger RNA. RefSeq names its product Oxoglutarate/iron-dependent dioxygenase. Lineage: Eukaryota; Fungi; Ascomycota; Eurotiomycetes; Eurotiales; Aspergillaceae. Bases 1 to 993 code for a protein of 330 amino acids. The transcript has 7 exons. Gene Ontology annotation, molecular function: dioxygenase activity. The record is from RefSeq and is a predicted model, not a curated record.
AUGCCUCAGGAGCUUUACGUGCCCGCUAUUUCACUUAAGGACUUCGAGUCCCGAAAGGAGGAGAUCACCAAGCAGCUAGUGGAAGGAGCCGAAACUGCUGGCUUCUUUACUCUUGUUGACCACGGUAUCACUAUUGAGGAGAUUGAAAAUCAGUUCGCCCUCUCGAAAGCCUUCUUUGCUCUGCCUCGAGAGAUCAAAGGGAAGAUUCCCCAUGGUUUGCACACCAACAACGGCUGGGAGUACAAGUCACAAAUUCGUCCUAGUACCGGUGUUCCAGACCAGAAAGAAUCUUUCUGGUUACAGCGAAACUCCCAAUGGCCGGCUGAUGAAGAUGUGCCCGGCUUCAGUGAAGGCACCAAGAAUUUUAUUGCAAAAUGCGAGGGAAUCUCUAAACAAGUCUUAAGCUGUCUUUCCAUUGCCUUGGGGUUCCCGGAGAAUCACUUCAACGAUGCGAUGGAUGUUGAAGCCAGCGAUAACCUUACGCAAAUGCGCAUGAUCCACUAUAUGGCUUCCGAAAAUGCAGCGGGAACAUGGAGAGCUGGUAAUCACACUGAUGUUGGAUGUCUCACCCUGCUGUUCCAGCGCGAUGGUGAGGAUGGACUGGAAGUCUGUCCUGGUCGCAAGAAUCACAACGACAAAAUCAUUGGUGAUGAUUUCUCUCCCAUACCCGCUAAGACUGGUCCCAUUGUAGUCAAUAUCGGAGACAUGUUGAUGGCGUGGUCUGAUGACCGUCUCAAGGCCAACUUUCACCGCGUCCGGGCUCAAGACGUUGGCCCAAGCCCAGAUCGUUAUUCCAUUGCCUACUUUAACACUGGUCGGCGGAACGUUGUUAUGCAGGGGCCUCUGAAGAAGUACCCUGCCAUCACUUGCGGUGAAUAUUUCCGCGAAAAGACUGUUGUCCAAUUUGGACACAACUUCCCAAAGACCCAGUCACCAUUGGUUACUGACGCUCCCAUGGCUACCAUGGCCGCUGUGGCUACUCCAGCUGCAUAG